CCAGGAAUUCGUUCUUGGGCGAGUCGGGGUCUCAGUCCUCAAUCCUCAGUCCAAUGAUGAGGUAGCUCAAGUCCACGCGCUGAUGGAAAAGUCCGUUACAGCAGUUGGCGGGCCAUUUCGACAAUCCUGAUCGACAACAGCGUCACUCGAGAUCGUUGCACUGAUGAAGUGUUACGCCCUCCUCGCCGACGCAGCCAUUAUGAGGCGCUUCCAUGCCACACUGAACUUGGGUUAUGCGUCUGCAUGAAUCGUCGUUCUCGCUGAUUGUAUCAGGGCACAGUACUUCAUAGACCACGCUUGAAUAUCUCCUUCCAGCAGCCCUACCAUCACAAAAGGAUGCGGUGGCGACGCCUUCCAAACCAUGUUGACAACUUCUCCUUUGAGCUCGUCACCGAAAAUCAUACUCCUGGAGUCACGAAUGAUCACUAUGUUGUCAGCUGUGACAAGGGGACUGUGACAAUACAAGGCAAUUCGCUCAUCGCUCUUGCAUCAGGGCUCCGCCGCUAUCUGGCCGAUCGAUCGCAUGUCGACUUCUACUGGUUCAUCGGCAGUCAGUUAGAGCAAGUCGAAGCUUUGCCCAGCUGCACAGCAAUCAACGGCUCAAGCGUUGUCCCUUGGAGAUAUCAUUUCAAUACAGUCACAUUCUCCUACACAACGGCCUUCUGGACUUGGGAAGACUGGGAGGACGAGCUCGACUGGCUUGCACUCAGAGGUGUUAAUCUACCUCUUGCAUGGGUGGGUAUGGAGAAGCUUUUGGUCGAGGUGUUCCAUGAAGUCGGACUGUCUCAACCAGAAAUCCUGGACUUUCUUUCCGGUCCGGCCUUUCAAGCAUGGAACCGCUUUGGCAAUAUUCAAGGCUCAUGGGGCGGACAGCUUCCCAUGUCGUGGAUCGACAAGCAAUUCGACCUGCAGCAGAAAAUUGUCAAGCGCAUGGUCGAGCUCGGGAUGACCCCAGUCCUACCAGCCUUCACGGGCUUCGUUCCUCGAGCGUUUUCAGAGGUGUUCCCUGACGCCAGUGUUGUCAAUAUCUCGCAAUGGAACGGUUUCAGCUCCCAAUAUACAAACGACACUUUCCUUGAGCCCACCGACCCACUGUUCGCUCAGUUACAGAAGAGCUUCAUCGUGAAGCAGCAGACAUAUUACGGCAAUAUUUCCAGCAUCUACACUCUAGACCAAUUCAACGAAAACGACCCUAUCUCGGGCGAUUUGGACGCCUUGAGGCAGCUUUCCUCCACUGUUUGGCAAAGUCUCAAGGAUGCCGACCCGAAUGCAAUCUGGAUGCUACAAGGAUGGCUUUUUUUCAGCAACGCGGAAUUUUGGACCGACGAACGAGUAGAAGCAUUCCUCGGCGGUGUGACGAGACAUACUGAUAUGUUGAUCUUGGACUUGUUCUCCGAGACCCAGCCACAGUGGCAACGUCUGGACUCGUACUACGGCAAACCCUGGAUCUGGUGCCAAUUGCAUGAUUACGGCGGCAACCAAGGGCUCUAUGGACAGGUGAUGAAUAUUACAGUCAACCCGAUCGAGGCGCUUGCCAACUCUUCGUCGCUCGUCGGGUUCGGCUUGACCAUGGAGGGCCAGGAAGGCAAUGAAAUCAUGUAUGACUUAAUGCUUGACCAAGCAUGGUCCGCCUCACCCAUUGAUCUCGAAGCCUAUUUCCACGACUGGGCGACGAUCCGCUAUUCGGACUCAAAUACAACAAGCGGGCCCUUGCCAGCGCAAAUAUAUGAAACAUGGGAGAUCCUCCUUCGCACCGUUUAUAACAACACCAACUUGACCUCGGCGCAGGCGGUCACCAAGUCCAUAUUCGAGCUUGCGCCAAACGCAACCGGCCUUUUCAACAGGACUGGUCACCACCCAACCACCAUCACCUACGAUCCCUCUACCCUGGUGGAAGCGUGGCAAACGUUCAUCUCUGCCAGUAAUUCCACCCCUGCAUUGUGGUCCAACAAAGCAUAUCAAUUUGACCUGAUAGAUAUAAGUCGUCAAGUUUUGGCGAACAAGUUCAAUCCCUUGUACUCAGCUUUCAUCGCCCAGACGAAUCUUACCAAUCUGGAUACCACCAACAAGUCCACGCGUAAUGCUUCGAUCGCGGCUGCAACCCAAACACAGUCGCAAAUGCUCUCUCUUCUGACCACGAUCGACACACUCGUUCAAUUCACGCCGAGCAAGUCACCUGAAUCCUCUCUGCCCGCCUGGAUCUCAACAGCCCGCUCUUGGGCGGACGGUAACGCCACCAUCUCGGACUUUUACGCGUACAACGCCAUUAACCAAGUCACGCUCUGGGGCCCGAUGGGCGAGAUAUCAGACUAUGCAUCGCGACAAUGGGCUGGUCUGGUAGGAGGGUACUAUCUCCCUCGCUGGCAGAUAUUCACCGAUGCGUAUCUGGACGCUUUGAAGACAGGACACGCGGUCAAUCAAACGCAGUUGCAUGCCGGGUUACUGAGUUGGGAAGAGCAGCAACAGGAACCCCUGGCUUCGGUGGGCACUUCAUUGCAACCGUCCGAUGGGCUGCAAAACAAGAUAAAUCUGAUUGAAAGCGAAUGGUGCGAGGUGCUGGGGUGUUGAAACUAUAUCGUCGUCCACCGUAGGGUACACAGUAGUCGUAGAAUCCAUGGCGUCAGGGUGCUGGAAGUAACACAGCUUUGACAGUACUUUGAUGAAAAGGUCCAGUGAGAUAGUGAAAGCCUCUGGCUUGUUCG
Molecule: messenger RNA, 2702 nt
Organism: Exophiala xenobiotica
Lineage: Eukaryota; Fungi; Ascomycota; Eurotiomycetes; Chaetothyriales; Herpotrichiellaceae
Exons: 5
Coding region: 337-2568 (743 amino acids)
Source: RefSeq, a predicted model, not a curated record